Molecule: messenger RNA, 981 nt
Organism: Pestalotiopsis fici W106-1
Lineage: Eukaryota; Fungi; Ascomycota; Sordariomycetes; Amphisphaeriales; Sporocadaceae
Exons: 1
Coding region: 1-981 (326 amino acids)
Biological process (GO): regulation of DNA-templated transcription
Molecular function (GO): DNA-binding transcription factor activity, RNA polymerase II-specific; zinc ion binding
Source: RefSeq, a predicted model, not a curated record
AUGAGCGACGCCGAAAGCGAUGAUGGCAAGCGGGCGUCCAAGAAACGCAAGGCCAGCCGCGCCUGCGAUCGGUGUAACGUUCAGCACCAGCCGUGUGACAAUGCAUCACCCAAGUGCAGUGUCUGCGAACGCGCUGGCACCGACUGCACCUACAACAGACCCAUUCGCAAACGUGGUCCACGUACUGGCUACACCGCACAGCAUGGAGAACGCUUGUGGGGGCUGAUCUUGAGUGCAAACCCGGACCUCGAGGAUAUAGUCCUUCAGAUUCUUGCUAGUGGCACAUAUGGGAACACUGGAAUUCCAAAUGCCGACUAUUUCAGGAAUAACGAUCAUCAGUCAGAGCUGGUUAACAAUUUCAACGAGAGCCGCCUCGGUCGCUUCGUCCAGCAUGGCGAGCUGCCCAGCCUAGAUGAGCUUCGGAAAAACCAGGUGGCUGCACGAGCCGCCGCUCAUCUGUCGACUGCCAACAAUGUCCCCCACGGUAUCAGUCAUGGCCUGAGCGACGUUGGAUCACUUAAAGGGCCCCGUUCCAGGCGCAGCACCAUUUCGGCGGCGUCAAGGCCAUCACCCAUCGUGAACCCUCAUGGCGCUCCUCAAAACCCGGGUGAUAUAUACACUCUUAGUGACGACAUUCGGAAACGUUCAUUUCAACAAGAACCCGGGGAAGGCAGCCAGACGCUGGGACCUUCGCCUCAUGCCGUUGCUCAGACUCCUGACUGGAACAGUUUUGCAGGAACUGGGAAUGGUAACAGUACAGCAGCCUUUGACUUUAUGCCUGAUAGUUUUACACAUGAUUACGGCUCUCUAUUGCGGACUCCUGCCCCGAAUGGAGGAAGUAUUUCAGCAACCCACAACUCCAAUGCGUCUACCAGCAUCUCCAAGGGCCCCGAGGCUUCGCUGACGAGUGCAAAUAUUGCCGGCCUACAGUCAGGCUCGCAAAGCGUCGACUUUGACUUUCCAGAUAUCAACCAAUGGUAA